AUGGCUUCCCGGUCCCAAUCCAAGCCAUCAUCAGCAUCAGCACCACCACCACCAUCACCGCGGUCAAAGACGGAGGCUUUGGAUGUUUCCCUUCAUGAAAUUGGGUUCGAGAUUGAAGAGGUAACCCCAAAAAAGGUCUCCGGUCACCUCCAUGUCACCCAAAGGUGCUGUCAGCCUUUCAAGGUGUUGCAUGGAGGGGUAUCAGCUCUCAUAGCUGAGUCUCUGGCUAGCAUAGGAGCCCACCUGGCCUCUGGUUUUCAAAGGGUGGCUGGGAUUCACCUCAGCAUCAACCAUUUGAAGCGUGCUGAGCUUGGUGACCAUAUCUUUGCUGAAGCCACGCCUGUCAAUCUUGGCAAAACCAUUCAGGUUUGGGAGGUGAGACUGUGGAAGAUUAAUCCUUCAAACUCAGACAUCAAAUCCUUAGUAUCAUCAUCAAGAGUUACUCUUUUAUGCAACAUGCCUGUGCCAGAGCAUGCAAAAGAUGCCGGUGAUGCUAUAAAGAAGUAUGCCAAAUUAUAA
Messenger RNA from Prunus armeniaca (apricot), 519 nucleotides. Lineage: Eukaryota; Viridiplantae; Streptophyta; Magnoliopsida; Rosales; Rosaceae. The record is from the annotation of a GenBank genome assembly.